Messenger RNA from Mesitornis unicolor (brown roatelo), 2026 nucleotides. It is a transcript of the gene ANO10, whose product is annotated as anoctamin 10. Gene Ontology annotation, cellular component: plasma membrane. The record is from RefSeq and is a predicted model, not a curated record. Gene Ontology annotation, biological process: chloride transmembrane transport. The annotation marks the transcript as partial. The transcript is spliced from 12 exons. Lineage: Eukaryota; Metazoa; Chordata; Aves; Mesitornithiformes; Mesitornithidae. Gene Ontology annotation, molecular function: chloride channel activity.
AUGGAGAAAAGAUGGUCUUUCCUGGAUGCUUUUGAGGAUAACUUCAGGCCUCUGGUAGUGAUUGAGCUUGCAAAAGGUGCCAAAGAAGAAACCAUAGAAUGGUUCACUAAACGAAUUGUCGACAAAAAAGCAAACGGAGGUGCACAACUGCUAGUUAAACCAUUGGUCACAGAAAAUGAAGGUGAAAAUAUUUAUCUAGUUGGAGCUUCCCCCUUAAGGCUGUUGCUGGGAGCUGAAACCGUGGGUUUGGUGAAGGAAUGUAAUGACAACUCAAUGAGAACUUUUACAUACAGCAGUAGAAAAACUUUCAAAGAUUUUGCAGAUGACAAUCACAACUUCCUUACAAUGGCAGAAUGUCAGUAUAUCAUCAAACAUGAACUUGAAAAUUUGAGAGCUAAGGAUGAAAAAAUGAUCCCUGGAUAUCCUCAGGCAAAGCUAUAUCCAGGAAAGUCAAUAGUAAGAAGAUUAUUGACUAGUGGUGUUCUAGUUCAGAUUUUCCCACUGCAUGACAGAGAAGAGUUGAAAAAGCUCCGUCACAGCUGGUAUGGCCGAGUGAAAGUUGGCUAUCAACCUUUAGAUGACAUACGUUGCUACUUUGGCGAAACCAUUGCUCUCUACUUUGGCUUCUUAGAGUACUUCACGUUUGCUUUGAUUCCAAUGGCUAUCAUUGGGAUUCCUUACUAUGUGUUUGCCUGGGAAGACUAUGACAAAUACGUGAUGUUUGCCACGUUCAACCUGCUCUGGUCCACUGUGAUACUGGAAGUUUGGAAGCGGAUUUGCGCCAUCGUGACAUAUCGCUGGGGAACACUGCUGAUGAAACGACAGUUUGAAGAACCAAGGCCAGGCUUCCAUGGUGUCCUGGGUGUCAAUCCUGUCACUGGGAGGGAGGAACCGGUGUACUCAAGUAUUAAGAGACAGUUACGGAUUUAUCUGGUGUCCUUACCAUUCGUGUGCCUUUGCCUCUACUUCUCACUGUACGUGAUGAUGAUUUACUUUGACUUGGAACAGUGGGCUAUGGACUAUCAUGAAGAGAAUCAGUCUAACUUCAGCAACUUGAUGCUGUUUGUGCCCAGUAUUAUAUAUGCUGUUGUGAUUGAAAUGAUGAACCGUAUCUAUCGCUACGCUGCUGAAUUCUUAACAUCAUGGGAAAAUCACAGGCUGGAAUCUUCCUACCAGAAUCAUUUAGUUCUGAAGGUUUUAGUGUUCAACUUCUUAAAUUGUUUUGCAUCUCUCUUCUACAUUGCCUUUGUGCUGUUUGAUAUGAAGCUUUUGAGGCAGAGCUUGGCCACUUUGCUGAUAACUUCACAGAUCCUUAAUCAGUUUGCUGAAUCCUUGCUUCCUUACUGGCUCCAAAGGAGGCAUAAGAAGAAGAUGAAGAAACGCAUGUGCUCUCUGAAAACAGACACGGACCUGUCAUUAGUUGAACAAGUCAGCUUGGAGAAAGAAAUGGGCACCUAUUUUGGUACUUUUGAUGAUUACCUGGAAUUGUUCUUACAGUUUGGCUAUGUGAGUCUUUUCUCAUGUGUUUAUCCACUGGCAGCUGUAUUUGCAGUGUUAAACAACAUCACAGAGAUAUAUUCUGAUGCCUUAAAAAUGUGUAGAGUUUACAAGCGUCCGUUUGCAGAACCCACAGCAAAUAUUGGUGUUUGGCAGCUGGCUUUUGAAACUAUGAGUGUAAUAUCAGUAGUCACUAAUUGCAUACUGAUUGGAAUGUCUCCACAAGUGGAUGCCCUUUUUCCAGACUCAAAAAUGGACCUUGUUCUGACUGUGGCAUUGGUAGAGCACUUGCUACUAGCAAUAAAAUUCAUCAUGGCGUUUGUAAUUCCGGAUAAGCCAAGAGAUAUCCAGAUGAAACUCGCCAAAUUGGAAUUUGAAUCUUUAGAGGCUCUCAAACAACAGGAAAUGCAGGAACUGGAGAAUGCUGUGACUGAUCUCUGCGUCAUUUUUGUUGACCAAGGGUCUCUUCAAAACAUGACAGUUAAUUGCUCCCUUUUUGAAAGGGAUGGUGAGACCAUGACAGAAAGUG